UCUGAAGUGCGCUGUGGACGCUGGGGCUCCCGGAGGGGCGCGGAGGUGGAAGUUUGCGCAGCCGAGCAACUGCGCGGAGGGAGGGAUUUGGAGCAUGGCGCAGCUGGCGGUGAUCCCGGGGUCGGCCACGGCGUGGCCAGGGCUCCUCAGCGAGGGCGGCCGCAAGGAGACGGACAUGCGGGAAGCGGCGUCGCUGCGACAGCAGCGCCGGAUGAAACAGGCCGUGCAGUUCAUUCAUAAGGACUCCGCCGACCUGCUGCCCUUGGACGGCCUCAAGAAGCUGGGCUCGUCCAAGGACACGCAACCUCAUAACAUUCUGCAGAGGCGCCUCAUGGAAACCAAUCUGUCUAAACUUCGAAGUAGUCGUGUCCCUUGGGCCUCCAAGACCAACAAACUGAAUCAGGCUAAGUCUGAGGGACUAAAGAAGUCUGACGAUGAUGACAUGAUUUUGGUUUCUUGCCAGUGUGCUGGAAAGGAUGUGAAAGCCUUGGUUGACACAGGCUGUCAAUAUAAUCUCAUCUCUUCAGCCUGUGUGGAUAGACUGGGACUCAAGGAGCAUGUCAGAUCUCACAAGCAUGAAGGAGAGAAGCUUUCUCUACCCCGGCAUCUGAAAGUAGUGGGUCAUAUUGAACACCUGGUGAUCACACUGGGCUCCCUCCGCCUGGACUGUCCAGCAGCUGUGGUUGAGGACAAUGAGAAAAACUUGUCCCUUGGUCUCCAGACUCUCCGAUCCCUUAAGUGCAUCAUAAAUUUGGAUAAGCACCGGCUGAUCAUGGGGAAGACAGACAAGGAAGAAAUCCCUUUUGUGGAGACAGUUUCCUUGAAUGAAGACAACACUUCAGAAGCAUAACUACAGAUUGCAGCAUGUCUGCACAUAUGCACACAUACCAGGUUGACAGAUUGAGAAAACUGGGUUUGAACAAAUGCAGUAGCAACUUGCUGUGGACCAAGUCCUUCCCUCUAAUAGAAGCUCCAGGGGCUCCUUCCCACCCAGUCCUCUUAGUCCAUGAUUAGAGAUCUUAUCUGGUUAUAGCCAUUGUUUUUUACUCCUCUGAUCACUUAAUUUAUAGACCUUUUGACACUGCCAGGUCUCACUUGUGGCCUACUUCUCUGCUUUCAGGAAUUUGCUUUUAUUAGUCCAGUAUAGGGGCUGCCAGGUUCUGUUUCUCCAUAGAUACACUUGCUUCUUUUCCUAUAGCUAAAAUAUAUGAUAAACAGGAACCUGACCUUUACCUCCUUUCAGUUGUUCCAAAGAGGUGCAAGAUACCUAUGUCUCAGAAUUAGAAUUUCUUCUAAUUCAUUCAUUGAUUUCUCAAAAAUAACUUUAUCUGAAAGAGCCCAGAGAGAUCAUCUAGUCCAACUUUUUCAUUUAUAGGUCCAGAGAGGCAAAUUAAUUGUCUAAGCUGUUAAUACUAAGUCAGUGGCAGAGGAACCUAGAACUCAGACUUGACAAGCCAAGGCUAUGUUCAUUCUCCCAUGCUGCCUCUUUUGUCUUCAGGCCUUGAGAGGAGGAUGAAGAGGUAAGGGCUUUAAAAAGGCAAGGUAGGGGAAAAAUCUGCUUUGGGGUUGGAUGCCAGGAGGAUCUGGGUAGCCCUUUCUCCUGUGUGCUAAGUCCACUAAAAGUCUCUGCCCCAAAUUGUCACAUUUAGGACCUUAUUUUGGUGCCUAAAAGCUGAGGGUACAAAAAUGAGUGAGGUGACCUCUCACCUUGAAAUUCUUGGAGAGGAGGAGAGGGAAGGAACCACAGACAGAAGAACAUUAAUCACUUUCUGAGAUGGAAUUGAAGGCUUUGGUAAAUAAUCUGGGGAUCAUUAUUAGACAUUGAUACCCUCAAGAUCUAGUCAGUAUUUCUGGCCAGACUGUUACUUGUCUGCCACAGACUCAAGUAGCUGGGGUCAGAAAUAGGGAAAGGAGAUGAAAAAAAUCCAAGCACACCCAGAAUAGAAGGAAGUACUAGGUAGAAUCAGUUGGUGGGAAGUCCUACCUAUGGAAACCUUUCUGGGGUGGAGGUCAGGAAUGAAAUUUCCAGACAGGGAACUGAAGGUUGGGAAACUCUUCAGCCUUGUUCUGCUUCAAGGAAAGAGGCAGGGCAAGAGCUGACAAUGUUAAGGGCAACUUUUUCUGGCUGCCCAAUGUCUGCUGACCCUUCUCAAAAUGUUGGAGAUCACAGGGGUGUCUCAAAGCUUUUUUGUUGGGUUGUCAGUUUAGGCACACAGAUACCUGUAAUGAAAUCUCCCUUUCAAUUUGGUCAUAGAAGUACAUGGAGAAGUCAGAAAAAUAAUCAGCUGUGAAUAUCUUUUUAAGAGAUUCCCAAGUCUGCCCUUGGUUCAUAGCAGUAGUUUCCAGAGCAUUUAAUGGAUCCCACUUUGAAUUUUGCCAGGUCCCAGCAACAAUCUCGUCAAGUGUUCAGCGACUUCCUCUAUCAAAUAACUCUUUGGAACUCUGAAUGUUUUUAGACUUACAGAAGUUCCCUAAAGACUAGGAACUUAGUGACCCUCAUUUGAACAGCUAGGCAGCUGGGUCUGGGUCACCCCCAGACCUCCUUAUCGGCCUUCAGCACCCCCUCCAAAUUCACCCCAUUUUUGCCUGGGCAGGGCGGGGGGGUGGUCUGUGCCUUUCCGUUGAGGCCUCUCCACUCUCCUCCUCUGCCUAUCAUGGCACCACUUUGGCCUGCUCCUUAUCCUAAGACUGAGUUGAAAUACUUCACCCCUUCCUCCCCAGGUUGAAAAUUCCACUCCAAGCCUUGACUCUUGGCCACAGGUGAGGCAUGUUGGAAGUUCCUUGGCCUGGCUUAUCCUUAUUUGGAUUCCCUGUGGACUGGGUGAGGCCAGGAAUUCUUAGGUGUUGGAAAGAUGUGACUAAUUCUGGCCCUUUGAGUUCAUGAUUCUGUGGCAUCAGAGGGAUGAUCAGAUGGCCUUUAGUGAUCUUUCUGGGUUCUGAGAAUCAGUCACUGACUUGCCAGUUUUAGAAUAGAAAUAGUUGGGGUGAUCUGAGCUUAGGGUAUCAUAAUCUCAGUGCAGUCAGAUCAUUUGAAUUCCCUAGCCAAAUAAUUGUACUUUAAACCUCAGGCUUGAUAGAGGUACCUAAAAAUGUCUAAAGACAACUAUGGGAAGUCUUGAGCUUCAUUAAUCUUUAAAUGCUGCCAAGUUGAUUAUUCUGAUAGCCCAUAUCUCCUUGAUAUUCAUGAGGGAGUACCUGAUUUACUUUUCAUGGGCUGGCAAGAUGAAAAGGUAAGGUUAGUUCUUCCCAGAAUCCUAGAAAAUUCUCUCUGGCACCUCUGAUUCAGGAUGUGGGAAGAAAGUGUCUACCCACACUGUGUUCUGGAGGCAGGCAGUAGCAGGAAGUAACCCUAUAGAACUAGUACUCCUCUCAUUCCUUAUUAGAUGUCCAUCUCAAAUACAGGAAGUUUGAAAAAUACUGUUUUUGUCAUUUGGUAUAUCUAUGCCUGAGUUAUAUGAGGAAAAAUGUUUUCUGACUUUUCUAUUUCCUUGCCCUGCACAGACCCCACCUGGUAAGAUUUUCUAUUCCUUAGCUCAAAGUGUCUGUAGAAUGGAUCACUUAUUGUAUCAGCUGCCCUGACUUUUGUGUAAUAAAAAUACCUUUCCAGGCUGGAAACAUGGAGGAGAUGGAACUGGAUUCUUUCCUCCUGUUGCCAGGCCUCUACAUUGGCACUUUUACCUGCUCAGUGUUUCUGGCUGUGUCGGGUUUAUUUGUGAGAUUGAUGUAACAAUAAAGUGAAAUCUUCC
Zalophus californianus (California sea lion) is the source of this 3746-nucleotide messenger RNA. RefSeq names its product nuclear receptor interacting protein 3 (gene NRIP3). Bases 95 to 850 code for a protein of 251 amino acids. Lineage: Eukaryota; Metazoa; Chordata; Mammalia; Carnivora; Otariidae. The transcript is spliced from 8 exons. The record is from RefSeq and is a predicted model, not a curated record. Gene Ontology annotation, molecular function: aspartic-type endopeptidase activity. Gene Ontology annotation, biological process: proteolysis.